Messenger RNA from Frankliniella occidentalis (western flower thrips), 1798 nucleotides. RefSeq names its product zinc finger and SCAN domain-containing protein 31. NCBI's taxonomy places the organism in Eukaryota, Metazoa, Arthropoda, Insecta, Thysanoptera, Thripidae. The transcript has 3 exons. The record is from RefSeq and is a predicted model, not a curated record. Gene Ontology annotation, biological process: regulation of transcription by RNA polymerase II. Gene Ontology annotation, molecular function: DNA-binding transcription factor activity; RNA polymerase II cis-regulatory region sequence-specific DNA binding. The coding region runs from base 119 to 1516 and encodes 465 amino acids.
GAGUGAGAAAGGUAGUAGUGUUUUGUUUGUUUACAUUCUAAAAUGUAGCCAGAGUUUUCUGCUAAUUGUAAUUCCCUCUUUCCUUCAUUUUAUUGACAUCUUUCCAGUCUGCUCAAACAUGGUUAACUGUUCUAUUGAUGGCUGCAAGUCGAGGGUGGGCCGGGACAAAGUCAGUUUUUAUGGGCUCCCUGCAGUAUUAACUAGACAGUGUGAGUUGACGAUGGAGCUGUCAGAACGGCGGAGAAAAUGUUGGUUUGAACGUAUUUAUCGAUCUGGCUUCGAUGAAACAAGUGUUCCACGAUAUACGCGUGUGUGCGCCAACCACUUUAUCACCGGAAAGCCAUCUACAUUAUUUGAUGUUGCAAAUGCUGACUGGGCACCCAGUGUCAAUCUAGGUAAGUCCGCAUCCUGUUUGACAAGGAGUAAAGGAUAUCAGAAACGUACAACAGCAAGACGCAAGAAAGGGAAAGAUGAAGAGACUGAAUUCUCAUGUCAAAUCAAGGGUGACCGGAUAAAGAAAGAAGUUGAAGAUAAUCCAUUAAUUGAGGAAGAUGAAAGAAAAGUUACUUUCGAUGAUGUGCCUGGCACAGGAUGUCAAACAGAAAUAACUUGUGAAGGGUUUACACGGCUUGAAGAGAUGUACAAGAAAUUACUCGAGGAGAAUAUUGCUAUGAGAAGAGAACUAGAAACACUCAAAUCUUUGGUGAGAGAACCUUCAGACAUAGAAGAUCCUUUGGCCAUGAGUGAUAAUGAGGGUUCUUCUAGUGGUUUGGAGAAGGUGGAAGUAAUCCUCAAAACAGAGCCAGAUCCUGACAUAGAUACAGACGCAAAUCAUGAUCCCGAAAGCUUUGCUGACCUUCCAUCUUAUGAUUCGGAGUUUGUAGACGUUCCUGGCAACCGGCUUAGUUCUUUGUGUGCACGGUCGCAACCAACUUUACGGUUACAUCGUUACACAGGACAAGAGGUACAAUCCAAUGCUGAUCCAAGACCCAAUCACAAUAGCCCUGAAGAUAAGGAAACAGAAUCCGAUGACUUGAAUACCAAAAGUCAAAAAUCUCUACGUCCACAGAAACGCACCAAGAAGUUUCCUUGUCCAGAAUGUGGACAGAAGUUCAUAUCAAAUCAAGCUUUAGAAAUUCAUGUGCGAAUUCAUACUGGAGAGCGACCUUUUGAAUGUGCAGUGUGUCAGAAAGGCUUCAGUGUUGCAAGCACUCUGAAAGCACACAUGCGAACUCAUACUGGCGAAAGACCUUAUGCAUGCCAAUUAUGUCCAAGGAGGUUCUCUGAACAUGGUACUCUGAAAUGUCACAUGCGGACCCAUACAGGGGAGAAGCCCUAUGAGUGUGAUGUGUGUCACAAAAAGUUUUCUGAAAACAGCACUCUGCGUAGGCACUUGUUGACCCAUACUGGGGAAAGGCCAUUUGAAUGUGAAACAUGUCACAGUAAAUUUAUUCAGAAGUAUAAUCUGAAUAACCACAUAAGAAGAGUACACACAGGAACAACAUUAGGCUUGUGAUAAAGUGAAUGUUUCUAGUCAGUAUAUAUUCAAUCUAGUCAUCACAAAAAAAGGGGGGGGGGCGCUUUUUCUUACAAAAAAAAAGAAAAAGAAAAGAAGCACAACUUUUUGAAAUUUGUUUGUUUCAGUCUUUGCACUGUCCUUUGAAACACAAAUGCUGGUUCAAAUGUUGAGAUUUCAAAUAUUCUUCAUUAUAACCCAUUCUGUCAUACGGUAGUUGCCUUGUAACUAUUGAAUUUUAUUACAUACAAACAAUAAAAUAAAAGUCAAUUGAAUUUUUUU